Musa acuminata subsp. malaccensis (wild Malaysian banana) is the source of this 1748-nucleotide messenger RNA. The record is from RefSeq and is a predicted model, not a curated record. NCBI's taxonomy places the organism in Eukaryota, Viridiplantae, Streptophyta, Magnoliopsida, Zingiberales, Musaceae.
ACCCGAAGCCCGGCUUGGUCAAAGAAGAGGGGAAGGCGAGAGGACUAGCUAACCACGGUAUCAGAUCUCCCUUCGCCUAGAAGGGCCAUCCCCAGAUCCUCCUGCGAUGAGAAGGGUUUCUUCUUCUUUGACGCGAUCGCCACCGGGGAGAUCGUGAGGACAACGAGCGAGGAGAUCGUUCGACAAUCAGGUGCCCGCGUCUCAUCUUCGGUCCACGAAUCGAAUCAGGAUAUCCUUUUGUUUGUCUCCUACAUCGGGAAUAACCUGUUGGAUGCAUCAUAACCAUAUGCUUCUCCGCCUAUGAUGAAACGCUUUGUCUACAUCAAUGAUGAUUCUUCCCAGGAUCUAUACUGUGACAACCGGAUAUCUAACAGAAAGUAUACGUUAUGGAACUUUCUCCCUAAGAAUUUAUGGGAACAAUUCAGGCGGUUCAUGAAUCAAUACUUUCUGCUUAUUGCCUGCCUCCAGCUAUGGUCACUUAUUACUCCUGUGAAUCCUGCAAGUACUUGGGGUCCACUUAUCAUUAUCUUUGCUGUAUCUGCAACAAAAGAGGCAUGGGAUGACUAUAAUCGUUAUCUUUCAGACAAGCAAGCAAAUGAGAAGGAAGUAUGGGUUGUAAAGGAUGGUAUACGUAAACAUAUUCAAGCACAAGAUAUUCAUGUUGGUAAUAUAGUGUGGCUACGAGAGAACGAUGAAGUACCUUGUGAUCUUGUUUUAAUUGGAACAUCUGAACCACAAGGCAUCUGCUAUGUUGAGGUAACCAACUUAGCAUAUGGCUCUUCUUCAAAUAUUAAUUUUCUUCUUCUUCAUUGAUUACAAUUUGGUGAAUUUGUACAAAAUGGACUAUAACACCACUUUGGUAGUUUAUUUUCUUGAGGAACAAACACAGAGUCUGAAACCUUCAUGAAUGUUGUUAUUCAUCAGUCAUUUUAGGCGGCAUACUAUUAUAGACUUUCUUUUAAAUAUAAUUAGUACAAUAGCUGAGAAUACAUCAGAAAGUUUACUCGAGCAAAUAAAUAAGUGUUCCUAUUCUGGAUGAGUGGGUAUCCAUGCAUUCUUUUUUCAUAUAAUCAAAUUGCAAUCCACAUGGAUAGAGCAUUGGUUGGCAACAUACUCUACAACAGAAGUAUAUACUCUGACCAUGGAUUAUUGGAAAUGAGCACUCCAUGUCCUGCCAUCAUGAGUGGUACAAAGAUACAAAUAAACAUGCAUGAACUUUGCUUCACAAUGAUUGGAAAUGUGACCUAACAAGCCUGCAUCAAGACAUGGCAUGGGACAUGGUGCUGGUGGCUGGUUGGCUUGAGCACAUAGGCAAUGUAAAUUCGUACUAGGGCCUAGGUGCUAGGCAGACUGUUCAAUAUUAACAACUAAAGAUUUUAGUUUCUUAAAUAUGGCAGGUGAACAUACUUUGUGCUGUUUUGGGUUUUUUCUUCGGUUUUAGGAACUACAUAUGCACUUGUUUCUUGCUUGCACUUGACAAAUCUUCUCUUCUUGACAUCAUCAUUGAUGUGCAUGGUUGUUUGUAAGUGCAUACUAUUAUGGCAACAUAUGUUAUAUAAAUGCAUGCAAGGCCUGCAUAUGACCUAAGACGUAACAACAAAAAUAUGUAACACGGAAUAACAUCAUGCUAGGAACCGACUAGCAGUAGAUAUAGGUGAUGUGUUGAUUUUUGUGACUUUAACCCUAAGCACUGAGGCAUUGUAUUAUCUCUAGCAAUGUAGGCUCGGAUGACUGGGAUAUUAGGAUGC